GAUAACUUGAACGCGCCGUCAAACUGUCUUCAAUCCACCUUUCGCGUGCGUUGCAUGAAGAAAAAUUCAUCCUCCCACUCGAAGAAACACACACACACAUACACGAACACACGUACGCCCAGAUGUGCGCUGGCGCACAUACACAUGUACACUCACACAAACAUUCGCCCAGUAACAGUGUACAGUAAAGCGGGCCUUGCUUCGUGCAGAAAUAGGAUGCCGAGAGUGCUGUCCACUUGGGUCGCAUCAGAACAGACGAACAGGCCAAGAGCCAAGUGACGUUCUUGUCCCUGCCAUCGUUCAGUGUAGGGGCGUGUGUUGCUGUACAGAGUAGCAAGGAAAAUUUGAUACGCAGGUUAUGGAGACGUAUGUGUAGUGCGUGUUUGUGCGAUAGGAGCGAUAUAUCCCGGGUAGUACUGGACGAACGGGUGUCUUGACCAGCGUCGACAACCUCGCCGAGAUAUCUCGACAGUGAAGUGAAACACACACCUUCAGUCAACACGCUUGUGACAAAGGCGUUCCUAUGCUUUACCGUUCCAGAGGAGACACGCUUCGAUGUCUCGGUAGUUUAGAUAAUGCUUAAGCUACCCAAAGGACUGAAGAAGAAAAAGAAAGGCAAAAAAUCGAAGAAAGAUCAGGAACUGUUCACCGAAGAGGAGCUCGAGCAGUAUCGCCGGGAGCACCAGAAUCAGUCGGCGCUCAACUCGGCGGCACCAUCGGACAGCGAGGACCAGCCGGGCGGUAGCGAAAAGUCCGAAAACGACGAGGAAUGGUCCAAGUUUGCCGCCCUCACCAGUGGCAUUGACUCGGUGCUAAAGAAAACCCAGGGUGAUCUAGACCGCAUCAAGAGCACCUCGUUCUUCCAGAAGCUUCCGACCAAGGUUGAGCAGGAGGCAAAGGAGCGCGAGGAACGGGAACGGCGCGAGCAGGAGGAACGCGAAAGGGCAGCCGAAGCGGAAAAGGCUAAGGAGGAACAGCGGGCAGCGGAGGAGCUAAUAAACGCCGUCGUUGAGCUAUCGGAAUCGGAACCAAACUCCGAGGCGGAGGAAGAUAUCUUCGAUACCGGGUACAUCGAUGCGAUAGCCAGUGGUGAGCUACCGAUCGCUUACGUCCCAGAGUCACCGGUACUUGAAUCGUUCGAGGGUGAGGACCCGUUUGACACCUCGUACGCGGAAAAAGUUAUCAAGGGCCCGGAAGUUUCGAAGCGGGGCAAGAAGAUCGUUAAUAUCGGAUCGGCUGUCGAGGUACUUACCGGACGGGUUGAGAGUGUUGGCACCGGUUCGACUAAAGUUAAUAGACAGAGGCGUGGUAUCCAGAACCUACUGCUAGCGAGUUUUGACGAGAGUGAGCAGCAGGGUCGGCACGAAGGUGAGCCAAGAUUUGGGGCGGAAGGUAAAUCUUCGGAACAGCCAGCUGCAGUAGAGGAACCGGCUGCAUUUAGCUUGUUGGAUGAUUCGGCCGAUCUACCGGCGGACGUUUCGAUCGAUCUAAGUGUAUCGCUACAUCUGACACUUCAAAAGCAACGACAAGAGCAGCAACAAGAGCAGAUUGAAGCUCGCCAGGAGGCUGCAGACGCUAGUGCUGCACCGGCAGUCGAUCUAGACGAGUUUGACGACCUUAAGAAACGCACACCUGUCCUCGCUGGAGGUGACGACUUUGAGCUACUGAUCGGAGAAGCUGCUGGUUCUAAAGAUCGAACCAAGGCUGCAAGCAACACUAAUCUACCGGUACUUGAUUUAGACGAGUUCGAAGACGCUCCCGUAGACGAUCCGUUCGAUACCGGGUUCGUUGAACGAAUACUGCCAGCCACCGCAGUUGAAGACGACGAGUUUGAUCCCCGGGCCGAAGAACCGGAAGUACCCGAGGACGACUUUGACUUUGAUCCACGCGCUGCCGAGCGGGACGAGAAGCGUCCCAGCACGCCGGAUCUCUUCUCUGUCGAUCAACAUAGUUCGCUGCAGGUUUCGGUCGCCGGGUCGGGUACGCUUACCAAGGAUUUGCUGUCUGGUAGCAGUUCGGAUCUAGCCGGUAUCUCACACGCACCACUUGAGUGUACGGCGGGAGGUAUUCCAGCAGCAUCUGCAUCCUCCAAAGCGGAUCCAUUUGAUACCUCGGACGUUGAGUUUAUUGUUGCGCCGGGUAAGACUGAGCUAAAGUUUCUAGAGGAGGAACUGCUCACGGAUCGUGGCAGUGGUUUGAGCCACUCGCUCAGUGAUCCGGAUUUUGAUCCCCGUGGUGAAACCGAGGAAGAGGCUCGCACAGCCCAAGAGGAGCAACGUACGGAGGAAGAUUUUCAAUCACUAGCACAACGCAAAUCAUCACUUAGUUUGCACAUCGGCAACGGAGGUACGGUAGGAGGUAGUGCUAACCGUAGCAAGUCGGUAGUAUUUGCCGUACCAACACCGGACCUACUGAAGCUCGACGGCGAACAAUCAAUUGCGAAGAAACCACUAACGCCAUACUACAACCGUGAACCAUCGCUACCGGACGUAGAGGCCGAUCCGUUCGACACUUCGUUUGUGCCGUCGGUGGCACCGACACAGCUUGAACUAAGCUUGCUAGAGCAGGAGUUAAACAGUGCGUCUCUACACCACAGUCUAUCUGAUCCGGAGUUUGAUCCGCGUGCCGACUCGUUCCCAGCAGCAGCAGCAGCAGCACCUGCCGCUCGUUCGGAUCUGCUCGGCGUGAGCGAGGAAGAACAUCUGCAGAAGGUGCUAACUCCUGCACGUGGCGGGGUAGAAGUUGAGGCGGAUCCUUUCGACACAUCGAUCGCAGUUAAUUUGCAGCCAGGUCGGGCCGAGUUAAAGUUACUCGAGGACGAGCUCAUACCGCCGGUGGCCAAGGAGAGUAGUGUAGUUUCGGAUAUCUUGUCGGACGGUGCGCCGGAACCUAGUUCCGUGUUUGUGAAGGUAUUAACACCGCAGGCCAGCAACAGUUCACUCGAUCUGGGUAUUGGUGGUGCUGAGCCGGAGGACAUCGAUCCGUUUGAUACGUCGUUUGUGCCGAGCCUGGGUCCGGGACGGGCUGAAAUUAAGCUUCUCGAGAGUGAGCUUAUUGAUCAGUAGGUGCGUGUGCUUAACUUUCUAAACGAAAAUGG
Molecule: messenger RNA, 3097 nt
Organism: Anopheles stephensi (Asian malaria mosquito)
Lineage: Eukaryota; Metazoa; Arthropoda; Insecta; Diptera; Culicidae
Product: protein stoned-A
Exons: 4
Coding region: 576-3065 (829 amino acids)
Source: RefSeq, a predicted model, not a curated record